GACGUGGGGGAGGACGGGCCUCGUCUCAGCGCGUCCCCGUCCUCCCCCCGCAGAUCUGGCGUCACAUGCUGGGCCUGGGCCUGACCCCCGGCCCCCACAGCUACAACCUGCUGCUGAUGGCGGCCCGCGACUGCGGCGGCGGCGACGGCGGGACGCGAACCCGCGGCCCCGAGGCGGGGGACGGGAGCCCCGACGCGCCCAGCCCCGCCGCCGCCGGGCUCCUGGCGCCGCUGGGGGGCCCCGCGGGGGUCCUGGACGGCCUGUCCCGCUGGGGGCCGCCGCGCCGCGACACGCGGACGCUGCUGGCCGAGCUGUGCGAGCCCGGGUUCGAACCCGCGCUGCUGCGCCUGCCCGACGGCCCCGACGGGGGGCCCGACCUCGCCUUCUUCAACGCGCUGGUCCGCAAGAGGAGCCGCCGCGGGGACCUGCAGGGCGCCAAGGCGCUGCUGCCCCUCCUGGCCAAGAAGGGCCUGACCCCCGACCUGCGCACCUUCUGCGGCCUGGCCUUGGGCUGUCGGAGGGCCCGGGACGGCCUGCAGCUGCUGGCGGACCUGAAGAGGGCCGGGCUGACCCCCAACGCCCACGUCUACAGCGCGCUCAUCCACGCGGCCCUGCGCGCGCUGGACUACGCCUACCUCAUCCGGGUCCUCCGGGACAUGCGGCGCGCGGGGGUCCCCGCCAACGAGGUGGUGCUGCGGCAGCUCGAGUUCGCGGCCCGCUACCCGCCCUCCUUCGACCGGUACAGGGAGAAGAACAGGUACCUGGAGAGGAUCGACGGCUUCCGCGCCUACUACAAGCAGUGGCUGCGGGCGGUGCCCGCCGAGGAGACCGAGGGGCCCGGGCACCGCGGGCACCGUGGGCACCGCGGGGACGGCGACGCGGAGGGGGGAGGAGGGCGCGCGGCCGGGGGACGCCCGGGCCGCGGCGGGCCCUGCGGGACGGCGCCCCUAGACGGCUUCGUGCCCGCCUGAUGCCCACCCUGCGCCCUCUGCCCAUCCUCCCUCUGCCCACCCUGCGCCCUCUGCCCGCCCUGUGCCCUCUGCCCACCCUGUGCCUU
Messenger RNA from Psammomys obesus (fat sand rat), 1057 nucleotides. It is a transcript of the gene Ptcd1, whose product is annotated as pentatricopeptide repeat domain 1. Gene Ontology annotation, molecular function: protein binding; tRNA binding. The annotation marks the transcript as partial. Gene Ontology annotation, cellular component: mitochondrial matrix. The record is from RefSeq and is a predicted model, not a curated record. Gene Ontology annotation, biological process: tRNA 3'-end processing. NCBI's taxonomy places the organism in Eukaryota, Metazoa, Chordata, Mammalia, Rodentia, Muridae. The transcript is spliced from 4 exons.